Trichoderma virens Gv29-8 is the source of this 855-nucleotide messenger RNA. RefSeq lists its product as uncharacterized. The transcript has a single exon. Gene Ontology annotation, molecular function: catalytic activity. The coding region runs from base 1 to 855 and encodes 284 amino acids. The record is from RefSeq and is a predicted model, not a curated record. NCBI's taxonomy places the organism in Eukaryota, Fungi, Ascomycota, Sordariomycetes, Hypocreales, Hypocreaceae.
AUGGCAUCAACCACUACUUCCAAGUUUGUUAGAGUCUGCGAGGACGUUGAGAUCGAGCUCUCGCUGACGGUACCGGCCGGCGGCAUUGAUGAGAAGACGCCGUCUCUGAUCUUCCUCCACAUUUGGGGUGGCUCUUCAAAGACAUUUGGAUCGGUCAUUGAGAUUUUGUCACCGUAUUAUCCAACCAUUGGCGUCAGCCUUCGCGGCUGGGGUGCAUCUACGGGACCAGAUGAGCCUACUGCCUACAAGGUUACCGAUUUCGCGUCCGAUGUGGAGUUUGUCAUCAGGGAAUUAAACCUAAAAUCUGUAGUACUUGUUGGCCACUCAAUGGGAGGAAAAAUAUCAAUGGCAAUCGCUGGACGGCAUCUUCUACCUGCGGGUGUAUUAAGAGGCCUAGCUCUUGUCGGGCCUGCCCCCUCCGGUCCUGUUCAAUUACCAGAUCCCAGCAUGAAAGACGCCCAAGUACAUGCAUUUGACAACAUGGACAAUGCAGAAGGUGUCAUUCGCACUGUCCUCUCAGCGCCGGGAAACCUGGCGGACGAGGUCAUAAAGGCAGUAGCCGAAGACAUGGUCCGUGGGAGCAGGUGGGCCAAAUAUUCGUGGCCAGCGUAUGGCAUGGAAGACGAUAUUACCCAUCUCUUUGAACAUAUUGAUGUCCCUGUUGUGGUACUUGCUGGAGAAAAGGACAUGUUGGAGCCUGUUGGGAGAAUGAGGACCGAUAUCCGGGACAAGAUUAAUAAUAUGCCACAUGGCAGGGCAAAUCUGGUUGUUGUAGAGGGCUCAGGCCAUUUGAUCCCAGUUGAAAAGCCCAAAGAGGUAGCAGAUGCUAUUAAACAAUUCCUUCAAAUGCUCUGA